UUUUAGUGAAAUAUCACGGUCAUUUUCAUAGUUUCAAUGUUCAGUAGUUUUUCUAAUGAGGGGCUCUCUUCGCGGUGUACUGACGCGCCCAUUAAGCCCCUGUAGACGUCAUUAGCACAACCCGUUUUCCUAACGGUUGGUUGCGACAUCACCCUAGAAACUUCACUUGAACUAGAGCGGAGCUAGGUAUUUGUCUUGUUCAGAUUUCGAUUUAGUGUCCAGUCUUUACGGGGCUCAAGUUGAUCAAACGGCUGACCAUACAACGAUGUGGAUGGAGAGACGGUGGAUUGUGGCCUGACAGAAGCCAUGGUUGGAUACCUCUUCGAUGGUUCGUUCAAAAAGCAACUUAAAUUUCAACAGUUUGUGCGACAGUACAAGGAAGGUGAGGUCGUUGUUACACUAGAACCAGUACCGGUGGAAGUCUACUGUCAGUCUACAGCACAGCCCCAGCCUCUGCCUUCCGUUGAUCCAAGUGGAGAAGCAACUCGCAAGAAAAUACCUCUUGUGACUGUCAUUCCAACCUUUCCAAAAGAUGUCCAAAUUAAACUGGAUGCUAAAGAACCAUGUCACAAAGUUCCAAAACUACGCAACAAAAUUAUCAGAGUGUUGUACGAAAUGAUGGCAGAACACACCCUGUAUCCAACCAAUGCAGAGUACAUUCAAGUUGCCAAGGCUUUGAUCCUUAAAUACCCUUUCCUGAGAGAUAUGGAGGGGAAUGGCUAUAACACUUGGCACAUGUCUCUAAAGCGAAAAUUUAAAGCAGAACGUGCACCACUUGUUAGUGACAGUGAAGUCAGAAAGCUGAAGGAGAAGUUUGGCCACAAAAAUCAGUUUAAAGCUACCAAUGCAUCAGCAAGUGUGUGUCGUAAGCCAGCUAAUCUGACAUUUCCAAAGGAAAUUUAUGCUGGUGAAGAUUCAACAACUGUUGAGGCCCAUGUGAGCGUGCUACAAAGUGAGUAUCGGAAGAUGCAUCCAGACAUGUCCACAGUCAAAGAUCGCAUGGCACGGACAUUCUGUUGGAGACGACGUGAAAUUGUGGAAGGAAUGCCAGUGGAGGAUGUAAUCAACAAAUACCCUUUUUUAAGGACACCGCCUGGAUUUUUUGAUGAAGUUGACAGAAUUCACCCUUCAACAAAUGGCUUCUAUCAUCGCUUCAAGGAGGGCUUUGCCAGUGUUUUGCCAAAUGUGCUUAAGAUUGCACAGGGAAGAUCUUCACUGGCAAAGCAGUACACUGAUGCAAGACAGGAUUCCCUGGCUGAAGAUCUACCAGGAAUAGACCUGAGGGCUGGGCUCAUCCUGUUGCCGUCCGUCUUCCGAGAAAAGACUGAACACUACAUCACUUUAGGAGAGGGAGACCCUGCUACACCCUAUCCAACCAUUCAAGUGAAGGAUCGUGACUGGAAAAUGGCAAUUACUGGUACAGGAUCAUGUGUGGUGAAAGUUGAUGGAGUCGAAGUGUGUCAGUGCGUACACCUUGAUGAAGCCUUCGCAACAGCUUUCAAAACUACUUUCUUUGUAUUGUAGCAUGUUAUGAAAUGAAUUUUUUGUUUCAGUAAUGUAGUAAAUUGCUUCCUGAUGCAUGCAGUUAGGCUUCAUGUGAUGUUUUUUUGUAUUGUGCUGGCAUUUAGGAAACGUUGUAACAAUACAUUCAUCAAAUACACUGAAAAUUGAAAAUGUGCACAAUUAUUUUUAUUGUUAAUGUAAAUUGUUAAAUUUUGAUCAAUAAAGAUUUUUGUCUAAA
Toxotes jaculatrix (banded archerfish) is the source of this 1741-nucleotide messenger RNA. RefSeq lists its product as uncharacterized. The transcript is spliced from 9 exons. The coding region runs from base 307 to 1524 and encodes 405 amino acids. The record is from RefSeq and is a predicted model, not a curated record. Lineage: Eukaryota; Metazoa; Chordata; Actinopteri; Toxotidae.